Molecule: messenger RNA, 762 nt
Organism: Paramuricea clavata
Lineage: Eukaryota; Metazoa; Cnidaria; Anthozoa; Malacalcyonacea; Plexauridae
Source: the annotation of a GenBank genome assembly
AUGGACAAUAAUGACGGAACGACAAUACAACUUAUUGAGAAUGGGUUAAUGAUUACAGAUCCUAGCUCAGUAUUCAAUAACUAUUUUACGACCCCGUCUGUUGAAGAAACAAUCUUAAACUUGACUGAACAAGAUUUUGAGAAUCAUAUUAGUGUACGGGCAAUCAAGGAACAAUGUCAUGAUUUGUAUUUCUCAUUCCAGCAAAUAAACAUGGAGCUCGUUAGCAACCUUUUGUUAAACUUAAAUGAAAAGAAAGCUAGUGGGCCUGACGGUUAUCAACCAAAGUUACUUAAAGCCUCAGCUCCUGCAAUUGCUUUGCCACUCACUAAUUUAUUUAAUUAUUGUAUUGACAAAAGUACCUGGCCGACUGCAUGGAAACAAGGAGAUGUCACCCCUGUUCACAAAAAAGAUGACGCCGUCAUUAAAACAAAUUAUAGACCGAUCACCAUCUUAUCAUGCAUUCCAAAGCUUUUUGAGAAAAUUAAAUCCGAUCAGUUAUACAAACAUUUCUCUCCAAUCUUUUCAAAUAACAUGUCGGGUUUUCUUCGUGGUCAUUCGUGUGCAACGGCACUUAUUAAGCUGACAGGCGACUUUAGAAAAGCUCUUGAUCAAAAGAAGGAUGUGGGAGUUGUAGCAAUCGAUUUGUCGAAAGCAUUUGACUCCAUAUGCCACAAUUUGUUGAUUGCAAAGCUAAAGGCUUACGGUCUGCCGGACAAUGCGUUGAUGUUAAUGAAAUCUUAUUUAUUUAAACGAAGCCAGAGG